Phymastichus coffea is the source of this 1242-nucleotide messenger RNA. RefSeq names its product lipase 3-like. Gene Ontology annotation, biological process: lipid metabolic process. The coding region runs from base 1 to 1242 and encodes 413 amino acids. The transcript is spliced from 7 exons. The record is from RefSeq and is a predicted model, not a curated record. Lineage: Eukaryota; Metazoa; Arthropoda; Insecta; Hymenoptera; Eulophidae. Gene Ontology annotation, molecular function: hydrolase activity, acting on ester bonds.
AUGCCGAUGUCAAGUAUAAUUUUACUUCUUUCGGAUAUACUUAUCUUUAAAGAAAUAAAUUGCUAUGGAUAUCAUGGACUUAUUGCGGGCAAUAAAGCUAUUUCCGAUUGUCUCAAUGGUGAGAAAAGUAAAUAUUCAGAUUUGAAUAUGACUCCGUCCGAGUUCAUUCAAGAAAAUGGUUAUCCAGCAGAGGAUCACUUAAUUUUGACUAAAGAUGGAUAUUUAUUGACACUAAAUAGGAUUCCUGGACCUAAAAAUGCUCCCGCUGUAAUUUUGCAGCAUGGAUAUUCCGCCACUUCUUUUGAUUGGGUCAUUCUUGGUAAAAAAAAAGGAUUAGCAUUUUUAUUAGCUAAGGAAGGAUACGACGUUUGGCUGCCUAAUGCAAGAGGCGGAAUUUUUUCAUUAUGUCAUGUCAAUUACACUUCAUCUGAGUAUAGUUUUUGGGACUUCAGUUUUCAUGAAGUUGGAAUGUACGAUUUACCAGCCGUAAUAACUUAUAUUUCAAAAAUCAUAGAUAGUGACAUAUACUUUGUCGGUCAUUCAAUGGGCACAACUUCCUUUUACAUUAUGGGCGUGAGACAGCCUGAAACUGCAUCAAAAGUCAAAGCGAUGUAUAGUUUGGCUCCAGUAGCUUACAUGAAUCACGUUAGGGGUAUUACUCGAUUGGUAACCAAACUUGCCAAUCCGGUUCAAAGCUUAAUUAAGAAGCUAUCAGCUGGAGAAAUUAACGAGCCUGGUCUUUUACAAAAUCUUUUAACGCAAGAACUUUGUGGUAAAUCUUUAGUGAAUAAGCGAGUUUGCUUGUUCUUUAUUUUUAGUGCUGUUGGGUUUAAUUACUCUCAAGUCAAUUAUACUCUUUAUCCUCUACUUUUUGAACUCCAAUCACCACCAUCAUCUUUUAAAACAGCUGUUCAUUACGCUCAAAUUAUAGAUUCCAAAAAAUUCCGAGAAUAUAAUUACGGUAUUAUAGGUAAUUUAAAAAAGUAUCUGGACUUGAUACCACCCGAAUAUGACUUAUCCAAACUACAAGUUCCAAUUGGUUUUUUCUGGGCUGAAAACGAUUACUACUCGAGUCCUCAGGAUGUUCAACGUUUGUACGAUGUGAUACCAAAUAAAAUACUCUACCAUAAAAUAAAAGAUCCAAAAUUUAAUCAUAUAGAUUAUAUAUAUGGAACACAAGCACCAGAAUUAGUAUAUAAAGAGCUUAUAAAUGCUAUUAAAAAUUACCAAAAUAAUAAAUAA